Molecule: messenger RNA, 2256 nt
Organism: Clarias gariepinus (North African catfish)
Lineage: Eukaryota; Metazoa; Chordata; Actinopteri; Siluriformes; Clariidae
Product: B-cell receptor CD22-like
Exons: 6
Coding region: 1-873 (290 amino acids)
Source: RefSeq, a predicted model, not a curated record
AUGUGGAGUAGUACAUACAGCCCAGAACAUCUCUGUGCCUUAAAAGGAUCUACAGUGUUUAUGAACGGCUCGUACACACACCCAGCAGAUUUUACAGUGACUAAGGCAUUUUGGUUAAUAGACCCAGAGCUCCGAGUAGAGAUUCCUGAAAAGGCGGUGGAGGGAAACCAAACAGUUUUAGUGUGUAACACCACCUGCAGGCUCUCAGACACACCAGUGUUCAUCUGGUACAGAAACGACCUCCGUAUUAAUACGAUCAAGAACAGCAUUAACAACACUCUGAUUCUGCAGCCUACUAAAGCAGACGACUCGGGCAGUUAUAGCUGUGCUGUGAAAGGUCAUGAAGAACACUGUUCUCCUGCUCGAAACCUCACUGUGAUGUAUCCUCCAAAGAAGGUCUCAGUGUCCAUCAGUCCCUCUGGUGAGAUAGUGGAGGGAAGUUCAGUGACUCUGACCUGCAGCAGUGAUGCUAACCCACCUGUGGAGAACUACACCUGGUUUAAGGGGACAACAUUAGUAGGAAAAGGAAAGACCUACACCAUCUCCAUCAUCAGCUCUAAGGACAGUGGAGAGUACAAGUGCAAGUGCAGUAAUGAAGUGGGACAUUACUACUCAAUCGGGGUACCUCUGGACAUAGGCGCAUCAGAUGUUUCUGUGAUUGUGUAUGUAUCUGUUGGAGUUGGACUUUUUGGGCUGACAGCUCUUCUCUCUGUACUCUUCUGGCUGAGAUGGAAGAGACGGAAGAAAAAAACUGUUGAAGCUAUCUAUCAGAACGCUGGGCCGAGUGCUAAAGACGACACGUACGCAGCUCUCGACCCCACAGCCCGGACAUCUGAUGAUGUGUAUCACACACUUACAGUGAGAGUUUCUUGAAAAAGACAGUUAUUGACUUUUAUUUCACUGUAGAGAGAACUUUGUGUUGAGAAAAAUAAAUUUAAAAAGGUUACGUUUAUCUUUUAAAAAUAGCAUUAAACUUUUAGCAUCCUUAAACUUUUGGUAUUGUUUUUAAUAAUAUUAAUGAGAAUAAUGUAGUAAAGGAAUCAAGUGCCUUCAUCUUCUACCAGCAGCUUAAGGCUGUUGGGUUUUCUGGUAAAACAAAAAACAAAAAACUAAGAGCAGGAUUAAACUUUAAUGUCCGAAACAGAAGUAUUCAGCAAAUGAUGUGUUUUUCAUAAGUAAGAGACUCAUUUUAAAGGUAAUGGAUCAUGAAUCACAUGGAUCAACAGCAAAAUAAGUUAUUGUUACAAUAAUUUCAAUUAAAACAUCUUUUUGUGAAAUGUAGUAGCUUGUUGCUGGGAAACUGUAUCUCACUGCACCAGAACUAAUUUGUGGAAAGCAGUAUAGUGGCUUUGCACCCCCAGGGUCUGCGUUUUAUUCCAGUUGGAUUGUAUGUGUUGAGUUAGGGGGUGUAGUGAAUUAUUCACAAAUAACCAACUUUUGCAUUUUGUAUUUUUUCAAAUGGGGUUGCAAGCCCCUCUACUUCAAUAUUUUGUCUAUUUUGUGUUAUUUAGGCAUGAUAUUUAAUCUCAGUUGAGUCCAUUCUAGUUCUAGAGUUUAGCAGUGCCAAAUGUAAAAAAAAAAAAAAUUCAUCAAUCAAAUUUAAUUUUUUAUAUUCUCAGUCAUUUUCUAUAGGACUUAUCCUGUACAGUGUUACAGGUAUUCUGGAGCCUAUCCCAUGGGUCUUGGGGCAUAUACCAGGAUACACCCUGGAUAGGGUGCCAAUAUUUUGCAGGGCACACAACACACACAAUAAAUGAAUUUGGAAACACCAAUUAGCCUACUCUGCAGAGGGAGUGGUCGCUCAGGCACCUACAGUUGCUGAUCUGAGGAUCUGGGUUUGAGGCCCACUCUUGGUAGGUUGCCAUACACCAUACUACCCAGUCACUGCAUGCUGUGCCCGACCCAAGCUUGGUUAAAAAAAAAAUGGGAGAGUUGUGUCAGAAAGGGCAUCCAGCAUAUAUAUAAGCCAACUCCUUGACCAAAGCAGAAAGAAAAAAACGUUAAAUUAGCUUUGUCUUCAUGCCUUUGGACUGUGGAAGGUAACCAGAGUACCCAGAGGAAAUACACCAUGGAGAACAUGCUAACACCACACACACAGAUCCGAGACAGGAACCCGUGACUUGGUGGUGCCAGGCCACAUUGCUAACCGCUACACCACUGUGCCAAGUCACACACAUCUAAAAACACAGUAAUGUAGCUCUUUCAUUCUUUGUACUUUCAUUCUCUAAAAUAAAUUAAAGAGCCAAAUAAAAUAUA